CGUCUCGGGGUUCGGAGCGGCCGGACCCUCAGCGGGCUGUGGUCUAGGGGGGCCGGAGCGGCGAGGCCCCCCUGGCCGGGCUGCGUGGGCCGCUCGGGGCCCCGGGCUGAGAAGGGGCCGGAGCGGCGCCCCGGCCGCCCGCGCGGGGUCUCCCCCAUGGUGCAGCGGGGUUCGGGAUGUCGAAGACGCUGAAGAAGAAGAAGCACUGGCUCAGCAAGGUGCAGGAGUGCGCGGUGUCCUGGGCCGGGCCCCCGGGCGACUUCGGCGCCGAGAUCCGGGGAGGCGCCGAGCGCGGCGAGUUCCCCUACCUGGGGCGGCUCCGCGAGGAGCCCGGCGGGGGCACCUGCUGCGUCGUCUCGGGCAAGGCGCCCAGCCCCGGGGAUGUGCUGCUGGAGGUGAACGGGACGCCUGUCAGUGGGCUCACCAACCGGGACACCCUGGCUGUCAUCCGCCACUUCCGCGAGCCCAUCCGUCUCAAGACGGUGAAGCCAGGGAAAGUGAUUAAUAAAGAUUUGCGACAUUACCUGAGUCUUCAGUUUCAGAAAGGAUCAAUUGACCACAAACUGCAGCAAGUGAUCAGAGAUAAUCUCUACUUGAGAACCAUUCCAUGCACUACAAGGGCCCCCAGGGAUGGGGAAGUUCCAGGGGUGGACUAUAAUUUCAUUUCUGUUGAACAGUUCAAAGCACUGGAAGAGAGUGGAGCAUUGUUAGAAAGUGGAACUUAUGAUGGAAACUUCUAUGGAACUCCCAAGCCUCCAGCAGAACCCAGCCCUUUCCAGCCAGAUCCAGUUGAUCAGGUCCUCUUUGAUAAUGAGUUUGACACAGAAUCCCAAAGAAAACGAACAACAUCUGUCAGCAAGAUGGAAAGAAUGGACAGCUCUCUUCCUGAAGAGGAAGAAGAUGAAGACAAGGAUGCUAUUAAUGGCAGUGGAAGCACAGAAAACAGAGAGAGGCAUUCUGAGUCAUCUGACUGGAUGAAGACUGUUCCAAGUUAUAACCAAACAAAUAGCUCCGUGGACUUUAGAAAUUAUAUGAUGAGAGAUGAGACUCUGGAACCACUACCCAAAAACUGGGAGAUGGCCUAUACUGACACGGGGAUGAUCUACUUCAUUGACCACAAUACCAAGACGACCACCUGGUUGGAUCCUCGUCUCUGUAAAAAAGCCAAAGCCCCUGAAGACUGUGAAGAUGGAGAACUUCCUUAUGGCUGGGAGAAGAUAGAGGACCCUCAGUAUGGGACAUACUAUGUUGAUCACCUUAACCAGAAAACCCAGUUUGAAAAUCCGGUGGAGGAAGCCAAAAGGAAAAAGCAGUUAGGACAGGCUGAAAUUGGGUCUUCAAAACCAGAUGUGGAAAAAUCACACUUUACUCGAGAUCCAUCCCAACUUAAAGGUGUCCUUGUUCGAGCAUCACUGAAAAAAAGCACAAUGGGAUUUGGUUUUACCAUUAUUGGUGGAGAUAGGCCUGAUGAGUUCCUACAAGUGAAGAAUGUGCUUAAAGAUGGUCCUGCAGCCCAGGAUGGGAAAAUUGCACCAGGUGAUGUUAUUGUAGACAUCAAUGGCAACUGUGUCCUUGGUCACACCCAUGCAGAUGUUGUCCAAAUGUUUCAGUUGGUACCUGUCAAUCAAUAUGUAAACCUCACUUUAUGUCGUGGAUAUCCACUUCCUGAUGACAGUGAAGAUCCUGUUGUGGAUAUUGUUGCUGCUACCCCAAUAAUCAAUGGACAGUCAUUAACCAAGGGAGAGACUUGCAUGAAUACUCAGGAUUUUAAGGCAGGAGCAAUAGUUCUGGACCAGAAUGGAAAAUCUGGACAUAUCUUGACUAGUGAUCGUCUCAAUGGUGCAUCAGAUCCAAAUGAGCAGAGAGCAUCCAUGGCCUCAUCGGGCAGCUCCCAGCCUGAACUAGUGACCAUCCCUUUGAUUAAGGGUCCUAAAGGUUUUGGAUUUGCAAUUGCUGACAGCCCCACUGGACAGAAGGUGAAAAUGAUAUUGGAUAGCCAGUGGUGUCAAGGCCUUCAGAAAGGGGAUAUAAUUAAGGAAAUCUACCAUCAAAAUGUGCAGAAUUUAACACAUCUCCAAGUGGUAGAAGUGCUAAAACAGUUCCCAGUAGGUGCAGAUGUACCACUCCUUAUCUUAAGAGGAGGCCCCUCUUCACCAACUAAAACUGCCAAAAUGAAAACAGAUAAAAAGGAAAAUUCAGGAAGUUUGGAGACUAUAAAUGARCCCAUUCCCCAGCCUAUGCCUUUUCCACCCAGCAUUAUCAGAUCAGGAUCCCCAAAGUUGGAUCCUUCUGAGGUCUACCUGAAGUCUAAGACUUUAUAUGAAGAUAAACCACCAAACACCAAAGAUUUGGAUGUUUUUCUUCGGAAACAGGAAUCAGGGUUUGGCUUCAGGGUGCUGGGAGGAGAUGGACCUGACCAAUCUAUAUAUAUUGGUGCCAUUAUACCCCUGGGAGCAGCUGAGAAAGAUGGCCGACUCCGUGCAGCUGAUGAACUAAUGUGCAUUGAUGGAAUUCCUGUUAAAGGGAAGUCACACAAACAAGUCUUGGACCUAAUGACAACUGCUGCUCGAAAUGGCCAUGUGUUAUUAACUGUCAGAAGAAAGAUCUUCUAUGGAGAGAAACAACCUGAGGACGACAGCUCUCACGCCUUCAUUUCAACACAGAAUGGAUCUCCCCGCCUGAACCGACCAGAGGUCUCAGCCAGGCCUGCUCCCCAGGAGGCCUAUGAUGUUGUCUUGCAACGAAAAGAAAAUGAAGGAUUUGGUUUUGUCAUCCUCACCUCAAAAAAUAAACCACCUCCAGGAGUUAUUCCUCAUAAAAUUGGCCGAGUCAUAGAAGGAAGUCCAGCUGAUCGCUGUGGAAAACUGAAGGUUGGAGAUCACAUCUCUGCAGUGAAUGGACAGUCCAUCAUUGAGCUAUCCCAUGACAGCAUUGUUCAGCUGAUCAAAGAUGCUGGCAUCACUGUCACACUGACGGUGGUUGCUGAAGAAGAGCAUCAUGGUCCACCAUCAGGAACAAACUCUGCCAGGCAAAGCCCAGCACUGCAGCACAGGCCCAUGGGACAGUCACAGUUGGCCAACCACAUACCUGGGGACAGAAGUGCCCUAGAAGGUGAAAUUGGAAAAGAUGUCUCUGCUUCUUACAGACAUUCGUGGUCUGACCACAAGCACCUUGCACAGCCUGACACUGCAGUGAUUUCAGUUGUAGGCAGUCGGCACAAUCAGAGCCUUGGUUGCUACCCAGUAGAGCUGGAAAGAGGCCCCCGGGGCUUUGGGUUCAGCCUUCGUGGGGGAAAGGAAUACAACAUGGGGCUGUUUAUCCUUCGCCUUGCUGAGGACGGGCCUGCCAUCAAAGACGGCAGAAUUCAUGUUGGCGACCAGAUUGUUGAAAUCAACGGGGAACCUACACAAGGCAUCACACACACUCGAGCAAUUGAGCUCAUUCAAGCUGGCGGGAAUAAAGUUCUUCUUCUUUUGAGACCAGGAACAGGCUUGAUACCUGACCAUGGUUUGGCUCCUUCCGGUCUGUGCUCCUACGUGAAACCUGAGCAACAUUAAGGCUUUCAGGGCUUUUCUUGGUCUUUCCUUAAAAAGACUUGGUGAUUGGGAUAUUAAUAAUCCUUCAUCUUCCAAUGUGAUCUAUGAUGAACAGUCACCAUUUCCCCCAUCUUUACAUUCUGCUUCCAUAUUUGAAGAGUGUCACGUACCAGUAAUUGAAGAAUCUCUAACGAGAGUUCAGAUAUGUGAAAAGGCAGAAGAAUUAAAGGACACUAUACCUGAAAAGAAUAGCACUUUAUAUGAAAAUCAGCCUGAAAUAAAGCAUCAGUCUCUUCUCCAGAAAAAUGUGAACAAGAGGGAUUCAACCAAUAGUCCUGGGCACCGGAACAAGAAAAAUCUGAAAAUAGAAAAUGGUGUUACACAAAGAGGUAGAUCUGCUAGUCCCCAAAAGCCAGCUAAUCGUCAGUUAGAGGAACACAUGGAAAAAAAUCCAAGGCCUCUAAAAAAUGACCCCAGAAGGCAACCCAGAGAUCGAUCACUGAGCCCUAGGAAAGGGGAGAAUAAAAGUUGUCCGAUUAACACCAAGGCAGGUUCUGAACAGAACCAGUGCAGAAAAAGCAGAGGACGAUCUUCUAGCCCAAAGAAGCAGCAAAAACUUGAAGAAGGCAAAGACCCAGCAAAUGCUAGCGCCAAGUUAUUAGAGGGUGAGAGUCGAAGAUUAGCGGGCCACGCUGGCGACAAUACUGAACAGAUCCCAGAUGGGAAGGAAAAAUCAGGUGUCAUCAGGAAAGAGCUGAAGCAGAGUCCACUGGAAAAAAAUAGAACAAGGUCUCCAGAGAAAAAAAGCAAGAGAAUGGAUGAAAAGUCUCUUCCAUCCAAAAAGAAGGGUAACACUGCAGGUGGGGUAGGGUCUGAAAAUGAAAGAGGAAGGCAGGCAACCUCGGGAGAAACGCGCCCUGGUAAAGACAAAAUUGGAGAAAAUGGCCAACUAUCAGAAAAAAAGCUGAAGCAGGAACCUGAAGAUGAUCACAAAGGGAAAGAUCUAGAGGCGGCUGACAAACGCAAAGAAGGUGGAAGGGUCAAACCUGAGAGUAGCUCUCCAGUUAAGAAAGCACCCAUAACUCCAGGGCCCUGGAAAGUGCCAAGUGCAAAGAAAGUCACAGGCACUGCUGGUGUGGCCGAGAAACGGCUGUGACCGUUGGUGAAAACCAAAUUGAAAGAGCACUUUACCCCCUUCCCCACCUCAAAAGAUUUUUUUUUUGCCCCCCUUCAAGAAGUCAAAUACUUAGAUACAUUUUAAUUUGAGCAUCGAGCUACCUAAGCUGCAUGAAGGGCCUUUAGGAUUGCUAAGAACCAGCCUUCCCUGGCUGCCCUCCCUCACACUCAGGAAGGAGCUGCAUCUAGGCACUCCUCUGACAUGAUCUGCUCAGGCUGCCUGGCUCGUCUUCAUGAGUGUCUGAACAAAUGAUAUAUGUUGAUAUUAACGUGGUCACAACUCACACUGUAUUUGUGCCAAGUUACCUGCUGUAUCAUAUCUGUUUUAUCUUUCUCAUUCAGAUAUUUUCACAGUAAUGAAAAAAGUUAGGUUUGGCUUGGAAGUUGAUGUUCUCAAAUAGCAUGUUGCAUGUUUACAGAGAGAAAUAUUUGAGUCCUUGAAGAAGAGAUUGUUAGCUCAUCAUUAAAGACGGCAGUUGCCUCUUGUAACAGCUACCAAUGAUGUCCCAAUUUAAAAAUGAAACUCCAAAACAUCACUACUGUAAAAAAAAAAAAAAAAAAAAGGUCAGAUAUUAAUGCUUUCUCAUGACUUUAAUUUGGAUGGACAGGUGUUCCAAAUAACUGUUAAAGAUAUUACCUACAUAAAUUGAAUGUUCAAAAUGAGGAAGUUCUCUAAGCAAGAGUUCACCUCCUAUCCAACCCUGAUGUAGUUACAGCAUCUCAGGUCACCCUUAUCCCUCCCC
This is a messenger RNA of Urocitellus parryii (Arctic ground squirrel), 5455 nucleotides long. RefSeq names its product membrane associated guanylate kinase, WW and PDZ domain containing 3 (gene Magi3). Gene Ontology annotation, molecular function: protein binding. Gene Ontology annotation, cellular component: cell-cell junction; cytoplasm. NCBI's taxonomy places the organism in Eukaryota, Metazoa, Chordata, Mammalia, Rodentia, Sciuridae. The record is from RefSeq and is a predicted model, not a curated record. Gene Ontology annotation, biological process: signal transduction.